Molecule: messenger RNA, 2218 nt
Organism: Andrographis paniculata
Lineage: Eukaryota; Viridiplantae; Streptophyta; Magnoliopsida; Lamiales; Acanthaceae
Product: exocyst complex component EXO70H1-like
Exons: 1
Coding region: 74-1996 (640 amino acids)
Biological process (GO): exocytosis
Cellular component (GO): exocyst
Molecular function (GO): phosphatidylinositol-4,5-bisphosphate binding
Source: RefSeq, a predicted model, not a curated record
UACAAAACCCCAUAUUUCCGAUAAACAAAUCCAUCCAUUAAUUCAAUUCUGUGGUGUCUGAAAAACCCUAAAAAUGCCGAGGAAAGGGAUGAGUGGCCUCUGGUUCUCUCUCACUCCCAGAGUGGGCUCUCCAUUCUCGCCGCCGUCGCCGUCGCCGUCGCGGUUCGGAAACUCGCCGUACCGGCAGAGCUUCUCCGAGUCGGUGAUGGACCGGACUCUCGAAAUUUCCGAACCGGUCAUCGCCAAAUGGGACCCCGAAACGACGACGUUUGCCAGAGUCACCUCUCUGUUCUACGAGAAUCGCCGCGAGGCCAGGGAAUUCAUCAAAACCGUCAAUAAUCUGCACAAGGCGAUGCAUUUGCUCGUCAAGGAGGAUUCCAAUUCUGAGAAACUGAUUCGGGCCAAGAAUCUGAUCCAGAUCGCCAUGAAAAGGCUGCAGAAGGAGUUCUACCAGAUUCUGUCGAUGAAUCGCGCCCAUCUCGACCCUGAAUCGGUCUCGACCCGCUCCUCCCGCACUUCCAUCGCCUCCAGCGUGUCUGAUUUCGAUUACGACGAGGAAGACGACGAUCAGGUCAGAAGUGGGAUCGAAGCUGUUAAUGAUGUCGGAGAUGUCUCGUCGCUUGCCAUGGCGGAUCUGAGAUUGAUCGCCGAUUGUAUGAUUUCUUGCGGCUAUGGAAAAGAGUGCGUCAAGAUUUAUAAGAUCAUCCGUAAAUCGAUCGUCGAUGAGGCGAUUUAUAAGCUGGGGGUUUUGCAGUUUACUUCUUCUCAGAUUCAUAAAAUGGAUUGGAGAUCGCUCGAUUUGAGGGUUAAGAACUGGCUCGACGCCGUCGGCGCCGCCGUCAAGGUCCUCUUCAAUGGCGAACGGAUUCUCUGCGACCACGUCUUUAAUAGUUCUGAUUCUGUAAGGGAAUCAUGUUUUACUGAAAUUUCUAAAUCGGGAGCUCUGAUUUUGUUCGGAUUUCCAGAGCUCGUCGCGAAGUACAGCAAGAAGUCGCCGGAGAAGAUUUUCCGGCUACUGGAUAUGUACACCGGAAUCUCAAACCACUGGCCGGAGAUCGAAUCCAUAUUUUCUUUCCCAUCCGCUGACGCCGUUAAAUCACAGGCGGUGACGGCGUUAGUUAAGCUCGGGGAAUCUGUCCGCGCCGCCGUCGACGCAUUCGAGACGUCGAUUUUGAAGGAUUCGUCGAAAUCUCCGGUCGCCGGCGCCGGAAUUCAUGCUCUGACGAUCAAUUCGAUGAACUACCUCUCGCUCCUCGCUGAUUACAGUGUGAUUUUAUCCGACAUCUUCGCCGAUUCUCCGCCGCCGGCGAAGAAGAUGCUGCCGGAUUCGUACUUCGGAUUUUCCGAUUCCGACGAGUCGACGGCGCCGGCGAUUUCUCUGAAAAUGGCGUGGCUGAUUUUAGUCUUGCUCUGCAAGCUGGACGCGAAGGCGAAGUAUUACAAAGACAUUUCCCUUUCUUACCUUUUUCUGGCGAACAAUCUUCAAUACGUCGUCGUUGAGGUUCAGACAUCGAACCUUAAAUACCUUCUCGGCGGGGAGUGGGUGGCGAAGCACGAAGCGAAGGUCAAACAGUUCGCGUCAAACUACGAGCGGCUAGGAUGGGGCCACGUCAUCGAAUCUCUGCCGUCGGAUCCUGCGGCGGCCGCCACUUCGCCGGAAAGGGUGAAGGAGACUUUCAAGAAAUUCAACGCGGCGUUUGACCAGGCGUACAAGAAGCAAUCGGUUUGUGUGGUCCAGGACAGCAAGCUCCGGGACCACAUAAAGGUGUCGAUCGCCCGGAAGAUUUUCCGGCUGUACCGGGAGUUCUACGCCGGCCACCGGCCGGCGAUGCUCCGGCAGAAGUACUGGGCGCCAAUUGUCAAAUAUACCCCUGAGGACGUCGGCCACCGCCUCUCUGAUCUGUUCUUCGGCGAGAUUGAUCAGUCGGCGGGGAGCGUUUCAUCGGUACAGUCGUCGCCGUCGCCGUCGCUGACGUGGCCGCGCCGAUCUCGUUGAAUUAAGUAAUGAAAUUUCUUAAUUAAUAAAUUUAUUAUUAUUAUUAUUAUUAAUUAAAGUGUGUUAAUUAAUUAAAUGAAUCGCCGUAGCCGAGUGUAUGUAAUUUCGAGUGCCGUUCCGGUGAUUAUCGAUUAUUGUUGUUAUUAUUAUUAUUAUUAUAUGGCAAAAUUUUUGGUUGAACCAAUCGAUUAUGAAUUGUAUGUUCAAAGUGGACUUGCUAUA